CCUCUACCUCAUCCCCUGAUACAUGAGGAAAUCAAUAGAGAGAAGAUCCUAGAACUCAUCAACAAGAUGAUUGAGCUGCUGACUGGAGAGGUUCCUAUAAGGUGUCAGGAUGUCACUGUCUAUUUCUCCAUGGAGGAGUGGGAGUAUUUAGAAGGACACAAAGAUCUGUACAAGGACGUCAUGACGGAGGAUCACCAGCCCCUUAAACCACAAGUUAAGGAAGAGAGAAGAACACCGGAGAGAUGUCCCAGUCCUCUUCUUUCACAGGAUGGUUCAGAAGAACAUCACAAUGUCCCACAGGAUGAUCAGGCAGGUGGAGAUAAGGGCAUCAAGAUGGAGGAUCGCUGGCUCCUCACAUCACCAGUUAAGGAAGAGAUAAGAACACCAGAGAGAUGUCCCAGUCCUCUUCUUCCACAGGAUGGUUCAGAAGAACAUAACAAUUUCCCACAUUAUGAUCAAGUAGAUGGAGAUAAGGGCAUCAAGAUGGAGGAUCACUGGUCAAUCUUAUCAACAGAUGACGGCACCAGAAGGUCAGAGGGAAACAUAAUAUCUUCACAUUUUAAAUCAAAUAAUCUUGGGAUAACAGAAGAUACCUAUAAAGAGCAUGCUGUUCUCUCAGAUAUACCUGCAGCCUUCUACAGCAAAGAUCCAUCAUCUGAUCUUUUUUACCAGGUCCAAUUUUCUGAUUUAUCACAGACUGUUAAACAGAACAAACAUCACAGAAGGGGUGUUGAACCUCAAAAGGCUCAAACAGGGGAGAAGCUAUUUUCAUGUUCAGAAUGUGGGAGAUGUUUCUCUCAUAAAUCGAAUCUUGUUAGGCAUCAGAGAAUUCACACAGGGGAGAAGCCAUUUUCAUGCUCAGAAUGUGAGAAAUGUUUUACGCACAGAGCAGAUCUUGUUAAUCACCAGAGAAUUCACACAGGGGAGAAGCCAUAUUCAUGUUCAGAAUGUGGCAAAGGGUUUUCUUUCAGAAAAAGUCUUGUUAUACAUAAGAGAACUCACACAGGGGAGAAGCCAUAUUUAUGUCCAGAAUGUGGGAAAGGUUUUUACGACAAAUCACAUCUUAUUAGACAUCAGAGAAUGCAUUCCGGGGUAAAGCCAUUUUCAUGUUCAGAAUGUGGAAAAUAUUUUGACUAUAGAGCAGAUCUUAUGAGACAUGAGAGAAUUCACACAGGGGAGAAACCAUUUUCAUGUUUAGAAUGUGGCAAGUGUUUUUCUUUAAAAAAAUAUCUCGUUAUACAUCAAAAUAGUCACACAGGGAGAAAACCAUUUUCAUGCUCUGGGUGUGACAAAUGUUUUAACUACAAAUAUGAUCUUGUUAAACACGAGAGAACUCACACAGGGGAGAAGCCAUAUUCAUGUUCAGAAUGUGGGAAAAGUUUUUAUGACAAAUCCUAUGUUAUUAGACAUCAAAAAAUUCACACAGUGGAGAAGCCAUUUUAAUGUUCAAAUUGUGGGAAAUGUUUUCACCAGAAACCAAUCUUGUUAUACAUAUGUAAGAGCAACGAUGCCCAACCACCAGGCUUUGGGUACCAGGCCGAAGGGGUGUUGGAGUUGAACGGCAGGAACUUCAUAAGCUGUAGGCCUCUAGGCCAUCAAGACCUCUUGCGCCAGGUCACAGGUGAUACGACAACAUCAUCAUGCCACCAGAGACUCGACGAAGGAGGUCGCAAUGACUUUCACGACUGCGUGUGCGGUGACGCAGGCAGUCAGUGGCCCACAUCGGAGACAGCGGUAGUCAGGUUAGUAUUUUGUUUCUUGUUCGUGGACACUACUGUGGGCACUGUGGGGGAGGUGUUGGGGCAUAAUAUAUACAAAGAGCAUUAAUUGUGAAGAGGCCACUACUGGGGGACACUAUAUGUAAAUACAACACUACUAAGGGGCAUUAUAUGUAAAGAGGCCACUACUGGGGAAUAUUAUAUGUAAAGAUGGCAGGACUGGGGGAGAUUUAUCAAGGCUGGCGUUUUCUGCGUACGCCUCUUCAAAAAUUAGGUGCAUCCUCCUGCAGUCCAUGCACCUAACCAGAAAUCUAUGACAGCUAUGACAAAUUUGUCGCUUUGUCUGGCCUCGCCCCCUUCAAUGCCCUUGCCACACCUCCUCGAUCUGCAUGGUGAAAAAGGGGAGAUGCAACAGUUUUUUUUAAAACUCGCACCUGCAACCUUUUAAUGCCACUUUUCAGGCAUAAAGGGAAUGAUAAAUCUCCCCCUAUAGGUCAUGAGGGCACCACUGGGGGGUAUUAUAUGUACAGAGGGUACAACUGGGGGUACAACCACCCCCCGAUUCAUGGAUAAAUUGUCUUGCAUGAAACUGGUCCGUGGUGCAAAAAAACUUGGGGACCACUGUAUCAGGGAUUUCACUCAGGGGCGAAAUAAUUUUUAUGUUCAGAAUGUGGCAAAAGUUCUAACAAGAAUCAAGGGGGGAUUUAUCAAACUUAUGGAAAAUGAAAGGUGGAAUCUGAUUGGUUGCUAUGGGCAACUAAGCCAGUGCUACUUUACACCAGUUUGAUAAAUCUCCCCUAAGUCUUUAGGAUAAUCAUAGACUUCACACAGGGGAGAAGCGGUUUUCAUGUUCAGAAUGCAAGAAAACUUAUUAUAGCGUUAAAUCCGCUUUUGUAAUUCAUUAGAGAAGUCACACGGGGAGAAGCUGUUUUC
Bufo bufo (common toad) is the source of this 2651-nucleotide messenger RNA. Its product is annotated as zinc finger protein OZF-like. Gene Ontology annotation, molecular function: DNA-binding transcription factor activity, RNA polymerase II-specific; RNA polymerase II cis-regulatory region sequence-specific DNA binding. The transcript is spliced from 5 exons. Bases 67 to 1443 code for a protein of 458 amino acids. NCBI's taxonomy places the organism in Eukaryota, Metazoa, Chordata, Amphibia, Anura, Bufonidae. The record is from RefSeq and is a predicted model, not a curated record. Gene Ontology annotation, cellular component: nucleus. Gene Ontology annotation, biological process: regulation of transcription by RNA polymerase II; central nervous system development.